Messenger RNA from Gigantopelta aegis, 2408 nucleotides. Its product is annotated as integrin-linked kinase-associated serine/threonine phosphatase 2C-like. The record is from RefSeq and is a predicted model, not a curated record. Gene Ontology annotation, molecular function: cation binding; protein serine/threonine phosphatase activity. The transcript has 10 exons. The coding region runs from base 103 to 1233 and encodes 376 amino acids. Lineage: Eukaryota; Metazoa; Mollusca; Gastropoda; Neomphalida; Peltospiridae. Gene Ontology annotation, biological process: protein dephosphorylation.
CAUCGCCACCUGUCGACUUCUUGGAGAUAAGUUAUUGACAAGAAAUGUGUGCAAAAAUAUGACUUGUUAAUGUAUUCUUAUGUUGCUUUAUUGCCAUAAGUAAUGGAUAUCUUCAGCGAUUUACCACAACCUUCAUCAUCUCCAGUGAAGAAUACGUCUGGUUCAAAAGCAAAGUUCCCUGUGAGUGUUCCAGCUACAGAUAGGGGAGACAACUCUGGCCUGUUUGGCGACUUGCCGCCAGCUGAUGAUGCUGAUGACAAACAGAAGAUCAGAAACAAGAGGAAAUCAGAAGAUUCCAUUCAGAAUGAGAAUCAGAAACAUGUUAAAACAGAGACUUCUGCCCGAUACAUCUUAAAAGGUUACGUAGCGGACCGGAGAGGAGAGAGAGAGGAAAUGCAAGAUGCUCACGUGCUGGUUGAUAACUUCCUGGAUGAAUUUCAAGACCUUCAUCCAUCCAUACACCAUCUCUCUCUCUACUGCGUGUUUGACGGCCACGGGGGCUCAAGAGCUUCAAGGUUUGCAUCUGAAAGUUUGCGGGUGAACCUCCGGACUUACUUUCCGAAGGGUGAUGUUGAUUCAGUGGAAAAAGAAAUGAAGAAGUGUUUCAUUGAUGCUUUUAAGAAGACUGAUGAGGAUUUUCUCAAGAAUGCGGCUAAAAGUAAACCUUCAUGGAAGGAUGGAACGACAGCCGUGGUAGUUUUAGUCGUUAACGAUACACUCUUCAUCGCCAAUCUCGGAGACAGUAAGGCUGUGUUGUGUCGGUACAAACCUGACCAGGACAAGUGCGUGCCGAUUCCUCUGUCGGCCGAUCACAGUCCGUCUCUGUAUGAAGAGCGAAUGAGAAUUCAGAAAACUGGAGGCCAUGUCAGGGAAGGUAGAGUGAUGGGAGUUUUGGAAGUGUCUCGUUCCCUUGGCGAUGGACCAUACAAAAACCAUGGAGUCACAUGUUUGCCGAAUGUGAAACGAUGUCCAAUCACUGAGAAUGACAGAUUUAUCCUGAUUGCAUGCGAUGGGUUGUGGAAAAGCUACUCCCUGCAAGAAAGCAUUGACUUUGUGAACAAGACCAGUUCACAGAUUUCUCAAGUCGCCUCGUCUGACGGGAAGACUACAGAAGAUACGUGUUUUGAAACUGCGUGCAACCGACUGGCGAAUGACGCAGUCCUCCGGUUAAGUGGCGACAAUGUGACAGUCAUGAUCGUGUCCAUAAAACAGAUGGAUCAUGGAAAAUCCUGAUGAGCGGUUUCCAUUCAUAAUGUUCAAUCUACUAAUAUAAUUUCAGGCGCAUGUGCAGCAAUUUUUGCAGGAAGGGCCUAGAUUGUGGCAAGCAAGUUUAUAAGGGGAGUCGAAUCAUUCUUCCCCUGGAAAAUAUAUUGAAGCCAAAGAAAAGUUGCUUGAGCAGGGAGGGGUUUCAACCCCUCCAAACCCUCCCUCUGCACACGUACCUUAAUAUUUGCCAUAUAUUUUUAAAGGAAUGAAAUUAAUGCAUCAUGAUUUUUUUUUUUAGCAUUGGGUUAGUGGGGAUGGGCAGGUUGAGGGAUCGUAGUAGCCAAACUGGUUACAAGCAUGGCAACAGUAGCCACUGCUAUGGCUGUAGUCGCACUGCUAAAAAACACACAGAAGAGGAAUUAGCAAUUGCAACAGCGUAUACAGGCAUGGUGGAAGCAAGUAGACAUUCAGGGGGGCUGACUUGAGAUUGAGGGUGCAAAGCAAAGUUUCUAGGGGGUUCGGGGUAUGCUCCCCCAUAAAAUUGUAGAAACUAGAUUCCUGCACUCUACAAGUAAAAUUCAUUAAGAUUAAUUACCAAUAAUAAUUUUGAUUCAGAAUUAUUGGGGAAGGGGGCUCCACCGUGCCCGGUAUAUUUAUUUACUAUGGCAACGAAGACAUAUUUCUUCAGUUUAGAAGAAAACUCUUUUUCGGCUUUCUGUGAUUGUAAAUUAUUCUGACUAUUACUGUAAUCAUUGCUUGCAUGGCAAAAUCGCAAGCAGAUAUCUUGAAUUUUGUUGCCUUGCCAAAAAAAAAGGUUUGUGGCAACGCGACCACUAGGUGCAUUUUAGUCUCAACAGUAACUAUUAUAAAAUAUUUGUUUCAUUUGUAUAUAAUCUAUUAACAAGUACUAUGUGUUGUCUUAAAACAAUGCUUGCAUUUUAAAACCUGGACACAUUUGGUUGUGGAAAGGUAUGUCAUAAUUAUUACACAUCUGGUUAAAAAAAAAAAAGGUUUAGGUUUGUUCGUGUCAUAUUGAUUGUUAUUUCAAAUUGUUUGAUAAUUUUUCAAAUAAACUUUUAUCAAAUUCUUGUUAUCUCUCUGGGACAGCAUUAAAAUUUUAAAAAAUUGAUGUGAAAAGGAUUUCUUGUGACAAAAGUGUUUUAUUCGACGUUUUACGAGUAAGAAUUAAAAACUGAAAACUA